Molecule: messenger RNA, 2342 nt
Organism: Cyprinus carpio (common carp)
Lineage: Eukaryota; Metazoa; Chordata; Actinopteri; Cypriniformes; Cyprinidae
Gene: gata2b
Product: GATA-binding factor 2
Biological process (GO): negative regulation of transcription by RNA polymerase II; cell fate commitment; positive regulation of transcription by RNA polymerase II
Cellular component (GO): nucleus
Molecular function (GO): RNA polymerase II cis-regulatory region sequence-specific DNA binding; zinc ion binding; DNA-binding transcription factor activity, RNA polymerase II-specific
Source: RefSeq, a predicted model, not a curated record
UCUUUUACACACUGAUUUUUGACUAGUCGCUAGUGUGACUACCUGUGGAGAUCAUUCUUAUCCUCACAGGCACGACAAGGUACUUUUUUGAGCCGUAGGGGCGUUAUGAAGUGACGAGAUAAGAAGAUCGGUUACUCUACUUGAACUAUUUUUUCAACCUCUGCUUUUCUUCCAACGCAAAGGAUUUGGUUUUAAACAUUAUCUGAGGAUCUACCUCAGUGCACACCAACACACAGCUGGGUAAUCAGCUGUGGUGGCAUUUUUGUGAUCUCUGCACGUGCGAACUCCUGACUUAACAGGCUAUUAUAAAGUGCUUAAGGCUUACGCACUCAUAGGCGUACUUAAUCAUUUAGGCUUAUAUUUAAGACAUUCAAGAAAACAACACUUUGGAAAAACAUACUCGCUGGAUGAACUUCUAAAUAUCAAUUUUUAAAAAAGGUUAAGUUUGUUUUUUCACCGCUCACGAAAACUUGCAUCCCUGUUCUACGGGUGAGCAUCUACAGAUGAUGGAGCUCCCUGCGGAGCCUCGGUGGAUGAUGCAUGCCCAUCAUUCAGCCUUAAUGGGUACCUCAGACUCGGUGUCUCCUCACGCUGGUUUAGGACAUCAUUCGGGAUAUAUGGAGACAGGUACCCCAAUAUUACCACCAGACGAGCUGGAUGUAUUUCUCAGUCAUUUGGACUCUCAAGGAAACCCCUAUUAUCACACACACGGGUCCCACUCUCAUACUCGUGCACGAAUGUCUUACAGUCAAACGCAUGCACGGCUUAAUGGUGGCUCAAUGUGUCGACCUCACCUCAUCCACACUCAAGGUCUCUCUAUACUGGACAACAGCAAAUCGACUUUUUCGGCGGCGCAGCACCACAGCACAUGGACCGUCAGCCACCUGGGCAAAGCGGUUCUGCAUUCAGCAGGCGCUGACAACGCAAACCCCCUGUACACCGGCACCGGUACGCCUGGCCCAGCUUCGAUGCCUUGCCUGUCAGUGACUCAACAUUGCAGCCCUCAGCUCUACUGCCUGCCCCCUACUCCACCCAAAGAUGCGUCCCCCGACCCUGCUUGUACUUCUGCGAGGGACACUGGGAAGUACCAUCUGCAUCUUGUCGAUGGGAUGAAGAUGGAGUGCUCCAGUCCAAUUCGUGGCAAUCUGUCACAAACUACAACUAUACCUUCAUAUUGUGAUUACGCUCUAUCUGGAGCGCACGAGUACCCAGGCAGUGUGUUUCAUUCCAGAGGUCUGCUCGGGAGCAGCGCGAGCAACAUGACGUCAAAAUGCAAAAGCAAAAGCCGCGCUUUCUCAGGGCGUGAAUGUGUGAACUGUGGAGCUACAUCAACUCCUCUGUGGCGGAGAGAUGGAACAGGUCAUUAUCUCUGUAAUGCAUGUGGACUCUAUCACAAGAUGAACGGCCAGAACCGACCACUCAUCAGACCUAAACGCCGACUGUCAGCAUCUAGACGAGCAGGCACCUGUUGUGCCAACUGCCAGACUGGGACCACUACACUUUGGAGACGUAAUGCCAACGGAGAACCCGUAUGUAAUGCUUGUGGUCUGUACUACAAACUACACAAUGUGAACCGUCCACUUACUAUGAAGAAAGAUGGGAUCCAGACACGCAAUAGAAAAAUGUCAGGCAAACCUAAGAAGAGAAGAGGAGAACAUUUUCAGCAAUUUGACAGUUGUGUGCAUGAGAAACCAUCCACCUUCAGCCACAUGACCAACAUGCCCCACCCCUUCAAUAUGACCCAACCAAUCCAAUUACAUCCUGCAUUCAGUCACAGCAGCUUAGUCACUGCUAUAGGCUGAGAGCCACUUGUAGAAGAUACCAUACUUAAUGAACACAUUAACUGCAUUGUUCAGUUUUAAUGUUCGGGUCAAGGACAUUUUAUUAAUGUUUCAGACUUGGGUUCAAAUGUUCAUUAAGCAAAUCUCAAAAUUCUAUUCAUUCUUGAUUUAAAAGUUGCACUUUAUUUUGUAGAUUUCUGAAAUGCGAAUUAAACCAACCCAGAAUCCAACUCUAGUACACCAAGAGUUUAAUUAAUUUGCCAGUUUUUCAUUAAUAAUAAAUAUCCCCUAUUAUUCAAAUAUAAUCACAAGUACAAAAACAUUUAUGUCUGUUUAUGUCAUCUAUAGCAUUGCACUGUAUCUUAUGUAACUGUGAAGUAUGAAGGAGAAGCCCUGCAUUUUAAAAGUCAUAAUAUAAACCAAAUAUGUAGGACUGUCCCUAAACCAUUUGUAAUUAUAUAACUAUUUCUUUAAUUUAUUUUUUCUUUGUUCUUAUUUUCAAGCUUUAUAUAUGAACUAGUAUCAACAUCAGUAGUAUCAAUUCAUAUUUUCUGUACACAC